Molecule: messenger RNA, 635 nt
Organism: Aureobasidium pullulans EXF-150
Lineage: Eukaryota; Fungi; Ascomycota; Dothideomycetes; Dothideales; Saccotheciaceae
Exons: 1
Coding region: 293-625 (110 amino acids)
Source: RefSeq, a predicted model, not a curated record
UUCGAAGCCAGCCAUGCCGCUUGGUGAGGUGAUCCAAUAACGCAAGGCGUGUCUCUGCUGUGGAGAACCACCAUGUCUCGCUCGGCUUGACUUCUUUGGCGCUGCAUUGUAGGCCGCCUAAUGACGAGGGUUUGCAGUCGUCCGCGACGGCGCUGUCCGAUCGAGAGUUCGCCUGGAGCUUCAGUACUCAACAGAGUCGCUGAUGUUGCGCUUACAUUGUAAAAGUGUCCGUUUGAGGACGAUUGCAGACGGGUUGUGAGGACUAAUAUACCACUGGACUACGGCCGGAUCAAUGAGAGUCGAAACAUGCAAUUCCAGGGCUCGAUUGGUAGUUGCGUUGUGUUGUGCUGUCGGUGCUUGGGCCCCCAUCCACUACCACCAUCAAUUCCUUCAGCCCACAGCAAGCAAGAAGCCGAUCACCUGGUCCCGACUUUCUGAGACGAGUGCGGGCGGGUUAUCCUUCCGUGUGGAGUUUCCCUAUGGCCGUGCAUGCAAUGAUGCAGGCGGCCAACAAAGCGGCCGCAGCAGCAGGCCCUUUAGAGUCUUUACGAGCCCCGGUCCUCUACUUCCAACAUGCAUCAUGACCCAGCACUUGUUUGCCAGGGCUCCAACACCUCGAAUCUAGUGGUUGGCAU